Messenger RNA from Dunckerocampus dactyliophorus (ringed pipefish), 321 nucleotides. Its product is annotated as monocyte chemotactic protein 1B-like. The transcript is spliced from 3 exons. Lineage: Eukaryota; Metazoa; Chordata; Actinopteri; Syngnathiformes; Syngnathidae. Gene Ontology annotation, molecular function: CCR chemokine receptor binding; chemokine activity. Gene Ontology annotation, cellular component: extracellular region. The coding region runs from base 6 to 290 and encodes 94 amino acids. The record is from RefSeq and is a predicted model, not a curated record. Gene Ontology annotation, biological process: monocyte chemotaxis; chemokine-mediated signaling pathway; positive regulation of GTPase activity.
CACGUAUGAUGGCGGCUGUUAACUUGGUCUCCCUUUUUUUGCUUACUGUCAUGGUGUCCGGCGCCUUAGCUCAAGGAAGGCUCGCGGACUGUUGUCGCAGAAUCAAAGACACGCAAAUCCAUCGAGACCUGCUGACAAAGUACUACGUUCAACGGCCGCCGUCUUGUUCUCUGCAGGCUGUUGUUUUCAGCACAGUGCAAGGCAAGAGAAUCUGUGCUGACCCUGACAAGUUGUGGACACAGACCAGCAUGGCAUACCUUGAUGGAAAGAACUGUCAUGUUCCUCAUUGACUGCAGUAAUCUCUUCAUAUUUUCGACAAAA